This is a messenger RNA of Cuscuta campestris, 2331 nucleotides long. The record is from the annotation of a GenBank genome assembly. NCBI's taxonomy places the organism in Eukaryota, Viridiplantae, Streptophyta, Magnoliopsida, Solanales, Convolvulaceae.
CGCCGACACAUGACGAGUUCCAGAACAGAGCCCCCUCACAUCCACCAUGUCCAGCUCAAAUCUGAGAAUCCCCCUCCCAAACCCACGCUUUUCAAUCUUUGAAGAAGGCUUUUUAGCUCAUUCAUGGCGGAUUUCUGGUCUCUGGGGUCUCCUUCUCUCCCGGCUUUCGCUUAAUCUUCAUGCACGUGGCUUUCUCAAGCUCUGUUUCUAGUGAUUUCACUGUCUGACUUUUGUUCCCAGGCCAAUGAAGAAGUAGAAAACGAGGUUUAUUUAUGUUAACUCCUGGAAGGUAGUCACGGUACUUUUGAUUGACUUCAGCUGAAGCUCUGGAGUGGAACGAUCAAUGCGUUUCCAGGAUUUAUUGUUACUCUUUCUAGCAUUAUUUCCCACAGUUCUAACACAAACUGUUGAUCAUGCUGCAAUUGUGAUUGACACGACCAAAAAGAUUGGAGAUACGGACGCUAAUUAUAUAUGUGCUACACUUGAUUGGUGGUCUCAUGAAAAGUGUAACUACAACAAAUGCCCUUGGGGUUAUUCAUCUGUGACAAACCUGGAUUUAUCUCACCCGUUUUUGGAAAAUGCCAUUAAAGCUUUCAAGGGCUUGCGGUUGCGACUUGGAGGUUCAUUGCAAGACCAAGUUCUUUAUGAUGUGGGCAAUUUGAAGGCUCCCUGCCAUCCCUUUAGAAAGCAGAAGGAUGGGCUGUUUGGAUUUUCUAAGGGAUGCCUACAUAUGUAUAGGUGGGAUGAACUAAACCGCUUGUUCAAGAAGACAGGAGCACUUGUGACAUUUGGUUUGAAUGCGUUACAUGGGAGACAGAGGUUUAACAAGCAGUGGAGAGGAAGCUGGGAUUCCAGCAAUGCCCGUGACUUUAUAAACUACACCAUUUCCAAGGGUUACCAGAUACACUCGUGGGAAUUCGGCAAUGAGCUAUGUGGUCCAGGUGUUGGUGCAAGUGUUGAUGCGAAACUGUAUGCAAAAGAUACGAUCAGACUACGUUCUCUCAUACAUCAACUGUAUGAGAACUUCCACUUGAAACCUCUUAUAUUGGCUCCGGGAGGCUUUUAUGAUAAGUUGUGGUUCGAACAGUUCCUUGAUGCUUCGGGGCCAUCCACUGUCAAUGCCUUGACUCAUCAUAUAUACAAUCUUGGACCAGGAUCUGACACCAAUCUCACGAGCAAAAUCCUAAAUCCCAAUUACCUAAAUAAGAUAUCAGAUACAUUUCAAAGUCUUUCACAAACCAUUCAAGCAAAUGGUCCUUGGGCUUCAGCUUGGGUUGGAGAAUCUGGCGGUGCAUAUAAUAGUGGUGGUGAGCAUGUGUCGAACACCUUCAUCAACAGUUUUUGGUAUGUGGAUCAGCUUGGGAUGGCAGCCAAAUACAAGACAAAAGUCUAUUGCAGGCAAACCUUAAUCGGUGGGAACUAUGGGCUCCUUGACACAAACACUUUUGACCCGAAUCCUGAUUAUUACAGUGCACUUCUUUGGAACCGGCUUAUGGGACGAGGAGUGCUUGAUGUUAAAAGCAAUGCCUCACCGUAUUUACGUUCUUACGCACACUGCACUAAAGAAAGAGCUGGUGUAACCCUGCUUUUAAUCAACCUAAGCAAUCAAACGGAGUUCCGUGUUGACAUAAAACCUACUACAAGCACCAGCAUGCAUGCCAAUGUGAGACCAAAUCACAAGAAAAGGUCCUUCCUGCACCGGCUUAAGCAAAUUGUUUCAUGGGUUGGAAGCAAAUCGUUGGAUCUUUCGUUGUCCCGAGAAGAGUACCAUCUAACUCCCAAAAACGGGUACCUUCAAACCCGAACCGCACUGCUGAACGGAAUCCCACUGCAACUUACAGAAGAUGGAGACGUCCCGGGCUCUUCGCCGGUCCUUAGAGAUUUGAAGUCUCCUGUCUCUAUACCCCCAUUGUCCAUCAAAUUCAUUGUGUUCCCCAACUUCAAUGCCCCAUCUUGCCCUGAGGUUUGAAGCAUCAUGCUUUUUUUACAAAUGAUUUGGUAAAUUUAUUAUGGUCCCGUUUGGUACACGGAAUUCAAACUAUGGAAUUGGAAUAGAGGACUUCAAUUUCAAUUCUGGUGUUUGGUAGCAUAAAAAUUAUGUAGAUUUGGAAUUGAUAGUGCAAAAAAUGAAUUGGAAUUGGUGAAUUCAAUUUUAUGGAAUUGAAUCCCAUGUAAUUUCAAUUCCAAUUCCAUCAAUUCCGUAUACCAAACGGACCCUAUAGUUUUUCCGUAUCACUGGCUUAUGUUGCAUUCUUAUAACUGUGCAAAUUUUACUUCCCAGUUCCCACACAUGACUGCAUUUGAUUCAUGAAAUAAUGUCAAUAUGAUUUG